Messenger RNA from Talaromyces stipitatus ATCC 10500, 1948 nucleotides. RefSeq names its product pantothenate transporter, putative. Bases 1 to 1692 code for a protein of 563 amino acids. Gene Ontology annotation, biological process: transmembrane transport. The record is from RefSeq and is a predicted model, not a curated record. Gene Ontology annotation, cellular component: membrane. Gene Ontology annotation, molecular function: transmembrane transporter activity. Lineage: Eukaryota; Fungi; Ascomycota; Eurotiomycetes; Eurotiales; Trichocomaceae. The transcript has 12 exons.
AUGUCCGCCGGGGAUAUCAAAGAAGCUACUGGGCCAGGAGAGCUCAAGAAACCGAAAUUCGUUAGCUAUUUAUGGGACACAUUUGACAAGCCUCCAACAGAACGGCGACUACUUACCAAGCUUGAUACUGCACUCAUUUCAUUUGGUGCAGUUGGGUACUUUGUCAAAAGCGUCGACGACUAUAACAUCAACAAUGCCUUCGUUUCUGGGAUGCAAGAGGACUUGAGACUAUUUCAUAACCAGCUGAAUUACAUGCAAACGGCUUGGGCUUUGGGGUAUAUGUUGGGACAAAUCCCGAGCAAUAUUAUUCUUAGUCGAACACGGCCACGAUAUUGGAUACCGAGUCUUGAGGUCUGCUGGGCUGUUCUUACCCUCUCGUCAUCAAGAUGCAACCAAGCAUAUCAAUUCUAUAUAAUCCGUUUACUCAUCGGUCUCUGUGAAAGUGGUUAUUACCCUGGUAUUCAACACUCCCUCGGAUCAUGGUAUCGAAGAGACGAACUUGGGAAAAGAGCUUGUAUAUUUCAGAUUUGCAGUGCCUUGGGUCAGAUGGCUUCAGGAUACAUAAUGAGUGGCGUCUAUCGACUAGGGGGUGUUGGGGGAUUCAAAGGGUGGCAAUGGGCUUUUAUUAUCAAUGGUUCUAUUUCUUUGCCUGUUGCUGUUGCAGGUUACUUUAUACUUCCGGAUGUGCCCGAGAUCACGAAGUCGUGGUAUCUCAGUGAAGAGGAAAUCAAACUCGCACAACUGCGAAUGCAUAUGGAGGGACGAAAACCUCGCGCCAAGUAUACGAAGGAGAAAUUGAAGAGAAUCUUUACUUCAUGGCACAUAUACCUCAUGUCUCUUCUGUAUUUAGCUUUCAACAACGGUAUUGCGAACAUGCAACCGAUUUUUCAGCAGUACCUGCGCCAUUCGGAAAAUCCUCAUUACUCAAUUCCACAAAUCAAUAAUUAUCCGACAACUACGUCUGGAGUUCAAAUCCUGAUGACUAUAAUAUAUGCUUGGCUAUCUGAUACCGUCCUACGAGGCAGACGUUGGCCACCUCUUGUAUUUGGCGGAGUUGUAAAUAUCAUAUGCUAUGUUUCAUUAGCUAUUUGGGAUAUUCCUACCUGGUGGAAGUGGACAUCUCUCAUCUCGGCAGGGGCGUCCUUUGGUUUGAGUGGAUUGUGCAUGGCCUGGGCCAACGAAGUCUGCGGAAACGAUAGCGAGGAACGCGCCAUCACCCUCGCAGCUAUGAACGAAGUUGCAUAUAUCAUUCAGAUAUGGCUACCUCUCCUAGUCUGGCAGCAGGUCGACGCACCAAGAUACUGCAAGGGCUACAUCACCGUAUCUGUGAUGUCUGCUAUAUUCAUUAUGAUGUGCUUCUUGGUUCGUAACUUGCAAAACAAGGAAUCCUUCGCUGCUCGGAUAUCUCAGAGACAUGCCACGGAGAGCUGUAUUCAACUACAGCAGCAGCAAACAAUGAACGGAGAGAAAGACGCGUCUAGUAGCAGUAUACAGUUGACUCGACUUAAGAGCGUCGAUGACACAUCCGGACACUAUGAAAGUGGAGCAAUUCCUCCUUCGUCUUCGUCGAAUAUCGUCUCACCUUGUUACGAAGAAGACAAGGCGCGUGCUUCGAAGGGAUCGGGUUUGAGAUCGCAUACUAAGCCGGGUGAUAUCAAAGAGAUGGAAGUUCAGCCAUCAAGAUUGCUUUGAAUAAAUUCCUCAUUUUAAGCAAAUACAUACGACAGAGGGCCGUUUCUUUUGUUCAAUGCUAUACAUUUUCCUUCCUCUGUUGGAGAUCGCUAUUAUGUUUAUUUCAUGUCGAUUCAGUUGAAUGUUCCUUAUCCACAUAAAUGAUGUGUGCUGCUAACUCGCUUUGAUAUUAUCACAUUACUUUACCUGUACAGUAUAUUUUUCCUGUCCAGACAUAACUUUCCUAGUUAUAGAUCAACUAUAUACCAUGAAACCC